AUGAACCCCCUCAGUUUCCUGCGGAAAUGGUACCCGGCAGAUAGCCCUAAGGAAGAUGUAUUUGAUCCUAAGGUGCAUCUGGAUUACGUCCCACCCUCAAAGAAAUUCACGAUGAAAGACCUGCUUUUAGAACCAAGUGCUACUGCAUCCUCCAUUGCAGGAACAGUGCCUUUCUCCCUCUUGUCAACCGAGGGCGUCAGGGCUUACCGGAGAGCUCUGUUUCAGAAAGAGGUGACAGACAAUUGCGCCAGCUCUCCCUUCCCGGGGACUUUAGUACUACGUGAUGCGGCAAAAAGAUCGAAGUUCAUCAAUGACUUCUGGACACACCCCAAAACAAUGGCAAUCGUAUCCGAGGCAGUCGGUGUGCCCCUGGAGGUGAUAAUGCCAACGGAGAUCGGACACACAAAUAUUCAGGUUGAAGGAAACACCGUCACGGAAAUGACAAGUAACCUGAGAGUUGAGCCAGUGGUGGAAAAGCUUGAGCUCAGCGCUGAAGACCGAGGCUACGACCCAUUGAAGGACAAGAAUUCAAUCAUACCCUGGCAAUACCUAACUUGCAAAAGCUACGACUCAUACCCCUACGUAUGUGUACUGAUGUUGAGUGAGACCGAGGGCAUGAUCGGCGGGGAGACAUAUAUCAAGAAAGGAGAUGGGGACGCACAAAAGGUGAGAUUCCUCUUCAUUUUCCGAAUCCAAUCCAGUCAACUAAUCUUCUACAUUCAGGUUGAAGGACCACAGCUUGGACAUGCAGUGAUGCUCCAAGGUGGAGAGGUCUGUCAUCUCGCUGCUCGCGCAAAAGGCGUCAAAGAACGCAUCUCCACCAUCACCUCCUAUCGCUCGAAGAAUCCAGGAAUCUACGACUCCAGUUACAUAACCAAUGUGCGGCCCUAUGCAGACAUAGACUCCCUAUAUCCUGAAUGGGCUGAAUACCGUCUUCGAAGAUUGAGGGACGAGCUUACAUACUUUCUUGGCGAAAAAAGCAAGAAAGAUGACCCCGUCCGAGAGAGAAAAGAGAUACACAACCUCAUCGAACAACAGAUCGACUACUUACAACGAACCUCUCGACAAAUGGUCAGCCCCGAGCAUACCAAGCGCAGCGUGGAGAAAUACGGAAAGCUAGCAUAUUAUGAUUCCCCAAAGAUAUGGAAAGCUCUUCAAUCGCUGCCUGAUUUUGAGAUUAUUGCGUCGGCAGCAGACUCGAAGCGGCAAUGGAUGCCGGAAAGUCCUUACUGGAUGGAUCUACAGAGAUCUAUCGAGACGAUCAAGCUAGGAACCCCGCUUCAGAGUGCGCUCGGAACGGCAGUGCUGGACAAGAAAAGGGCCUAUUGUAUGGGCGACGAGCUCUUGCGCCAAGGACUCAAUGAGCUAUUUCUGGAUUGGCUCGAUGAUUCAGGCCUUUUAGAACUAUAUCAUCAACUGAAGUGA
Messenger RNA from Penicillium salamii, 1425 nucleotides. NCBI's taxonomy places the organism in Eukaryota, Fungi, Ascomycota, Eurotiomycetes, Eurotiales, Aspergillaceae. The record is from the annotation of a GenBank genome assembly.